Messenger RNA from Anopheles nili, 636 nucleotides. It is a transcript of the gene mRpS10, whose product is annotated as 28S ribosomal protein S10, mitochondrial. Lineage: Eukaryota; Metazoa; Arthropoda; Insecta; Diptera; Culicidae. The record is from RefSeq and is a predicted model, not a curated record. Bases 124 to 618 code for a protein of 164 amino acids. The transcript has 3 exons. Gene Ontology annotation, cellular component: mitochondrion; mitochondrial small ribosomal subunit.
AAGUUAAAGAAUACUGAAAGAAAAUCUGCUGUUUUAUUAACCGGCAGAUUUGAGUGCAGUGGCUCUUUGACUCCAAGCUCUUAUUCUUUGAACUAGAGUAGAGGUAGAAAAUCGCUAUCCAUCAUGCUUAAGUGGUUCAAUUUUUCCCGCGCUGUAACACCUUUCGUGUUGCGUCCGAAACACCACGUGCGCGGGUUGACUGAUGUGGUUUCGUCUACAGCUAAAACAGUGGAACAGCCACCGGUUGAGGGUGUUCCCGACAAAUUAUAUAGCCGGUUGGAACUGCAAAUGAAAGGAAUUGACCCAGAAGUAAUGAAAAGCUAUGCCAUUUUCGCCAAAACCGCCGCAGAACAUCUAGACAUUGAAGUGGGCAAACACUGGGCUCUACGAAAAGCAGUAAAAGAUCGUUUAACGCUCCUUAAAUCAGUGCAUAUUUAUAAGAAACAUCGCGUUCAGUACGAAGUGCGUAAUUACUACCGAUUUAUGCACUUUCACAAGCUCACUGGGUCUACGCUCGAUACCUUUUUGGAAUAUAUCGAACGCAAUUUGCCGGAAGGAAUCGCCCUAAAAGUCACAAAAGUAGAGCUGCAGGAGCUUCCGGAACAUUUGCGAAAGUAGCUGAACGUGAAUGUGUGA